Laetiporus sulphureus 93-53 is the source of this 705-nucleotide messenger RNA. RefSeq names its product cytochrome P450. Lineage: Eukaryota; Fungi; Basidiomycota; Agaricomycetes; Polyporales; Laetiporaceae. The transcript has 6 exons. The record is from RefSeq and is a predicted model, not a curated record. The annotation marks the transcript as partial. Gene Ontology annotation, molecular function: monooxygenase activity; oxidoreductase activity, acting on paired donors, with incorporation or reduction of molecular oxygen; iron ion binding.
UAAAAGCAUGAAUCCAUAUCGCUCACCUCUCUGCAUGUCUCGCCAUGUUCUCGUUUGUUCCUGGAUGUCGAAGGUUUCCAGAAAGAACCGAUACGAGAACAACAGCCGUGGCGGAAUAGAAUGCCGUCUAUCCAUUCAUUCGAGUAUCGGAAUAUCAUAUCUGACAGAUUUGCUUAGGAUUUAAACCCACGGCGCAUGGUCGACACAGAUCUGACCAUCGUCCUUUUGUCCACUUCAAUCCAUGCAAAUGUCUGCAUACGCUGCAGUGCUUCUUGUUCUUGUCUCUACCAUUGGGGUUGCCGUUUACCGGCGGAUGAAUCGACAUUCGCUGAGUCGCAUCAGAGGGCCGCCUUCCCCAAGUUUACUGCUUGGCCACAAUCUCCUGCUGUCUCAUGAAGACGACGUGGGCGAUUUGGAGUCCGAGUGGAUUCGUCAAUAUGGUUCCGCAUGGCGUCUCAAGGACUGCGUCGGAGAAGAUAAUCUGUGGCUCGUGGAUCCCAAGGCCUUGCACCAUAUCUUUCACAAAGCGGGUCAUAAGUAUUCAAGGAGGAUUGAUGCCAGACAAAUUUCAAGACAACUUACAGGCGAUGGCAUACUGUUUGCAAAUGAUCACGAACAUGCACGGAUCAGGAAAAUCAUGGACCCAGCAUUCAGUACAGCGCAGAUUCGGUCCUUCCUGCCAUUGUUUCGUCGCUCUGCUCAGAA